AUGGCUUCCUUCUGCCUCCAAAUGCUCUUAAGUGGCGGGGACCCCGGGGCUGUGUUCCCACCAGUCUUUGCGUCUUUCCGCUCCCACCUUGCUGACUACUCCCGGGAACUGGGCUCCGGGCAGGCACAGCUGAUCACAUUCAUGGAGGCCACCCUGUGUCCGCACUUCGGGCAUGGGCCGCCCGGCGGCAAACAGUGUCACAGGCCACCUCUCAGUGUCUCAGGGGUGGGCACCCUCAGAUUCGCAGACCGCUUCUGCGGGCCCGGCAUCGACAUCCGCAAUGACUACCAGCAGCUGAGGCGCCUGGAGAACUGCACGGUGAUCGAGGGCUACCUGCACAUCCUGCUCAUCUCCAAGGCCGAGGACUACCGCAGCUACCGCUUCCCCAAGCUCACGGUCAUCACCGAGUACCUGCUGCUGUUCCGCGUGGCUGGCCUCGAGAGCCUGGGCGACCUGUUCCCCAACCUCACGGUCAUCCGGGGCUGGAAACUCUUCUACAACUACGCCCUGGUCAUCUUCGAGAUGACCAAUCUCAAGGAUAUUGGGCUUUACAACCUGAGGAACAUAACUCGGGGGGCCAUCAGGAUUGAGAAAAAUGCUGAUCUCUGUUACCUCUCCACGGUGGACUGGUCGCUGAUCUUGGACGCAGUGUCCAACAACUACAUCGUGGGGAACAAGCCCCAGAAGGAGUGCGGGGACCUGUGCCCGGGGACAAUGGAGGAGAAGCCGGUGUGUGAGAAGACCACCAUCAACAACGAGUACAACUACCGCUGCUGGACCACAAACCGCUGCCAGAAAAUGUGCCCGAGCGUGUGCGGGAAGCGGGCGUGCACCGAGACCAACGAGUGCUGCCACCCCGAGUGCCUGGGCAGCUGCAGCGCGCCCGACAACGACACGGCCUGCGUGGCCUGCCGCCACUACUACCACGCCGGCGUCUGCGUGCCCAGGUGCCCCCCCAGAACCUACCGCUUCGAGGGCUGGCGCUGCGUGGACCGCGACUUCUGUGCCAACAUCCCCAGCGCCGAGGGCAGCGACUCGGAGGGCUUCGUGAUCCAUGACGGCGAGUGCAUGCAGGAGUGCCCCUCGGGGUUCAUCCGCAACGGCACGCAGAGCAUGUACUGCAUCCCUUGCGAAGGUCCUUGCCCCAAAGUCUGUGAAGAAGAGAAGAAGACAAAGACCAUCGAUUCUGUGACUUCUGCUCAGAUGCUGCAAGGGUGCACCAUCCUGAAAGGCAACUUGCUCAUUAAUAUCCGACGAGGCAAUAACAUUGCCUCGGAGCUGGAGAACUUCAUGGGACUCAUCGAGGUGGUGACGGGCUACGUGAAGAUCCGCCACUCCCAUGCCUUGGUCUCCUUGUCCUUCCUCAAAAACCUUCGGCAGAUCCUAGGAGAGGAGCAGCUGGAGGGGAAUUACUCCUUCUACGUCCUGGACAACCAGAACCUGCAGCAGCUGUGGGACUGGGACCACCGCAACCUGACCAUCAAAGCCGGCAAGAUGUACUUCGCCUUCAACCCCAAACUCUGCGUCUCUGAAAUCUACCGCAUGGAGGAGGUGACCGGGACUAAAGGCCGCCAGAGCAAAGGGGACAUCAACACCAGGAACAACGGCGAGAGAGCCUCCUGUGAGAGCGACGUCCUGCACUUCACCUCCACCACCACGUGGAAGAACCGCAUCAUCAUCACCUGGCACCGGUACCGACCCCCGGACUACAGGGACCUCAUCAGCUUCACCGUCUACUACAAGGAAGCACCCUUUAAAAACGUCACGGAGUAUGACGGGCAGGAUGCCUGCGGCUCCAACAGCUGGAAUAUGGUGGACGUGGACCUCCCUCCCAACAAGGACAGCGAGCCCGGCAUCCUGCUGCACGGGCUGAAGCCCUGGACGCAGUAUGCUGUUUACGUCAAGGCCGUGACCCUGACCAUGGUGGAGAAUGACCACAUCCGAGGGGCCAAGAGUGAAAUCCUGUACAUUCGCACCAAUGCUUCAGUGCCUUCCAUCCCCCUGGACGUUCUCUCGGCGUCAAACUCCUCUUCCCAGCUGAUUGUGAAGUGGAACCCACCCUCUCUGCCCAACGGCAACCUGAGUUACUACAUUGUGAGGUGGCAGCGGCAGCCGCAAGACAGCUACCUCUACCAGCACAACUACUGCUCCAAAGACAAAAUCCCCAUCAGGAAGUAUGCCGAUGGCACCAUUGAUGUGGAAGAGGUGACGGAGAACCCCAAGACUGAAGUGUGCGGUGGAGAGAAAGGGCCUUGCUGCGCGUGCCCCAAGACGGAAGCCGAGAAGCAGGCGGAGAAGGAGGAGGCGGAAUACCGCAAGGUCUUUGAGAACUUCCUGCACAACUCCAUCUUUGUGCCCAGACCUGAAAGGAAGCGGAGAGACGUCAUGCAAGUGGCCAACACCACCAUGUCCAGCCGAAGUCGGAACACCACUGUGGUGGACUCCUACAAUGUCACAGACCCAGAGGAGCUUGAGACUGAAUACCCUUUCUUUGAGAGCAGGGUGGAUAACAAGGAGAGAACUGUCAUUUCCAACCUGCGACCUUUCACCCUGUACCGCAUUGACAUCCACAGCUGUAACCAUGAGGCUGAGAAGCUGGGCUGCAGUGCCUCCAACUUUGUCUUUGCAAGAACCAUGCCUGCAGAGGGAGCAGAUGACAUUCCUGGACCGGUGACCUGGGAGCCAAAGCCUGAAAACUCCAUCUUUUUAAAGUGGCCAGAACCUGAGAACCCCAAUGGGUUGAUUCUGAUGUAUGAGAUAAAAUACGGAUCUCAAAUAGAGGAUCAGCGGGAGUGUGUGUCCCGGCAGGAGUACAGGAAGUACGGAGGGGCCAGGCUGAAUCGCCUCAACCCGGGAAACUACACGGCCCGGAUCCAGGCCACCUCGCUUUCUGGGAACGGGUCGUGGACGGAUCCUGUGUUCUUCUACGUCCCCGCCAAGCCAACCUAUGAAAAUUUCAUCCACCUGAUCAUCGCCCUGCCUGUAGCUGUCCUGCUGAUCGUGGGCGGGCUGGUGAUAAUGUUGUACGUCUUCCACAGGAAACGAAAUAACAGCAGGCUGGGGAAUGGGGUGCUGUAUGCCUCUGUGAACCCGGAGUACUUCAGCGCUGCCGAUGUGUACGUGCCGGAUGAGUGGGAGGUGGCUCGUGAGAAGAUCACCAUGAGCCGAGAGCUGGGCCAGGGCUCCUUCGGGAUGGUCUAUGAAGGCGUGGCCAAGGGUGUGGUUAAAGAUGAGCCGGAAACCCGGGUGGCCAUCAAAACGGUGAACGAAGCCGCGAGCAUGCGUGAGAGGAUCGAGUUUCUCAACGAGGCUUCGGUGAUGAAGGAGUUCAACUGCCACCACGUGGUGCGGCUGUUGGGCGUGGUGUCCCAGGGCCAGCCCACGCUGGUCAUCAUGGAGCUGAUGACGCGGGGGGACCUCAAAAGCUAUCUCCGGUCUCUGAGGCCAGAAAUGGAGAACAAUCCCGUGCUAGCACCUCCAAGCCUGAGCAAGAUGAUCCAGAUGGCCGGAGAGAUCGCAGAUGGCAUGGCGUACCUCAACGCCAACAAGUUUGUCCACAGAGACCUUGCUGCCCGGAACUGCAUGGUGGCCGAAGAUUUCACAGUCAAAAUCGGAGACUUUGGCAUGACGAGAGACAUCUAUGAGACAGACUAUUACCGGAAAGGAGGGAAAGGCCUGCUGCCGGUGCGCUGGAUGUCCCCCGAGUCCCUCAAGGACGGCGUCUUCACCACUCACUCUGAUGUCUGGUCCUUCGGGGUCGUCCUCUGGGAGAUCGCCACACUGGCCGAGCAGCCGUACCAGGGCCUGUCCAACGAGCAGGUCCUUCGCUUCGUCAUGGAGGGCGGCCUUCUGGACAAGCCAGACAACUGCCCCGACAUGCUGUUUGAGCUGAUGCGUAUGUGCUGGCAGUACAACCCCAAGAUGAGGCCUUCCUUCCUGGAGAUCAUCAGCAGCAUCAAAGAGGAGAUGGAGCCCGGCUUCCGGGAGGUCUCCUUCUACUACAGCGAGGAGAACAAGCCGCCCGAGCCCGAGGAGCUGGAGCUGGAGCUGGAGCCCGAGAACAUGGAGAGCGUCCCCCUGGACCCUUCCGCCUCUGCCGCCUCGCUGCCGCUGCCUGACAGACACUCAGGACACAAGGCCGAGAACGGCCCGGGCCCUGGCGUGCUGGUCCUGCGAGCCAGCUUCGACGAGAGGCAGCCUUACGCCCACAUGAACGGGGGGCGCAAGAACGAGCGGGCCCUGCCUCUGCCCCAGUCUUCGACCUGCUGAUCCGGGACCCCAGGACCCCGGCCCCACGCAAACAGUAACGGCGUGCACGCUCGGCGGUGGGGGGAGGGGAGAGUCUUAACAAUCUAUCCACAGCCUCCUGUACCUCAGUGGAUCUUCAGAACUGCCAUGGCUGCCACGGAAGACAGCUUCUCUGCAGUAAACACAUUUGGGAUGUUCCUUUUUUCAAUAUGCAAGCAGCUUUUUAUUUCUCUACCCAAACCCUUAACUGACAUGGGCCUUUAAGAAUCUUAAGGACAACACUUAAUAGCAACGGAACACUUGAGAAAUCAAGUCUCUCUCCUCAGUCUCCCGCUCAUCUCUCUCAUCUCUCCCUCCCUCUCUCUCUCUCUUUCUCUCCCUCCCUCCUCCUCUUCCCUCUCUCCCUUCCUCUCUCUGCUUCAUAAUGGAAAAACAUUUGCCGCCAGCCCACCUGGGACGCCCCUGUUACAGCUCGAGAUGGCAGUCCCUCCCCGUCGCCCCUCAUUGCCCCCCCACGAACACCUGUCUGUCACCGUAGGUCUUUAUAAAAAACCCAUUGGGACAGGAUUUUUUUAACUGUACCUUUAGCCUUUUUAGGGACAUACAGAAUUUUAAAAGGGCCAUCGUUCAUCCAAGGUUGUCACCAUUUUAACGCUGCCAAAUUGCGCCCAAACCCUGAACUUUCUCUUCGCUCCCUGCCCUGAUUUCCCCGUUCCCAGAGGCCUGGGCCAGGCAGGGUCGGGGCCCUCGGCUAAGGCAGGCUGCUGACGCCCGGCGUGUUUCUGAGUCUCAGGCUCACACCGGUCUAGUUGCUUGUGGCGAGGUUAUGAUGGGGGCCUGGACGGCACAGGACCUGCUCUCAGAGAAGAUGAGGAGGAGCUGAGCUGGCUUCCUGCCCACUUCCUCACCCCCCACCUGGCAGCCCCCAGGAAUUCUGGAGAGAACAGCCCCCCCCCCCCAGGGCCUGGAAGACAGGCUGUGUGUGAAGGUCGCCCACAUGCCUCCUGUCCCCACCCCAGGUCCCAACCCGGCCUCCAAGGACACAGAAGGGAAGGGGUCCCCAGGGAUUCAGCCCAGCCGUUCAUGCAGGUUUGCAAGGAAAGAAAUUCCACCACCACCACAGCCGUGGGAAGAAAAGCAGUAAAUGGAUUCAAGCAUUCUAAGCUUCGUUGGCAUUUUCUCUGUUCCUAGGACUUCUUCAUGGGUCUCACAGUUCUAUGUUAGACCAUGAAACCUUUGCAUACACAUCGUCUUUAAUGUCACUUUUAUAACUUUUUUACGGUUCAGAUAUUCAUCUAUACGUCUGUACAGAAAAAAAAAAGCUGCUAUUUUUUUUUGUUCUUUAUCUUUGUGGAUUUAAUCUAUGAAAACCUUCAGGUCUACCCUUCUUCCCUUUCCGCUCACUCCAAGAAACUUCUUAUGCUUUGUACUACAGUGUGUGACUUUCUUCCUCUUUUCCCAGUCAUUGAGACUUCUAGGACAUAAUUUGCCAUGAACUGUUUGAUGCCUUUUGAUAAACACAUCCCCGCCCCCCGCAC
Messenger RNA from Condylura cristata (star-nosed mole), 5786 nucleotides. It is a transcript of the gene IGF1R, whose product is annotated as insulin-like growth factor 1 receptor. Gene Ontology annotation, biological process: insulin-like growth factor receptor signaling pathway; positive regulation of kinase activity; positive regulation of MAPK cascade. Lineage: Eukaryota; Metazoa; Chordata; Mammalia; Eulipotyphla; Talpidae. Gene Ontology annotation, cellular component: insulin receptor complex; axon; membrane. Gene Ontology annotation, molecular function: phosphatidylinositol 3-kinase binding; insulin receptor substrate binding; ATP binding. The transcript has 22 exons. The coding region runs from base 1 to 4269 and encodes 1422 amino acids. The record is from RefSeq and is a predicted model, not a curated record.